AUACGAUUCCGCUGCUUACAACGAAUUCGGGAUAUCCGGUAAUUAUAUUAAAAAUGCUUUCAAGGAAAAGAAAAGAAAAUGAUAGACUGCGGGUUAAAAUGGAAUCAAAUCCAUCUGACCUAGACGGAGAUAGUUGCAACAAUGAUGAUGAACAUUCAAUUAUUUCCUCAAAAUAUGCAGAAGACCUAAAUACGAUAGAAACCGGCGAGACUUCUACGAGCAAAUCAAAACUUACACUCGACGAAAAAAAUCGUUUAAUCGAUGACUUAGCCUCUAACAAAAAUAUAAAUGACAUUCUAUGUAAAUAUAAACUUUCAAGAAGUUCACUUAAUUCAAUUCUAAACAAACGGAAUGAUACGAAAGGAAGUUCGAGUAAAACAGUAAACAAAAAUGUGAGCCCACUCUUCAAAAUUUUGGAAAAAAGAAUUUUAGAUUGGGUCAGAAAUGCCAAUAAAAGAAAGACAUCGUUCAAUGCAAAAGUUCUUCAAAAGAAAGCAAGAGAAAUUGCUGAAGAUCUUGGUAUUGCUGCCUUUAAAAGAUCAACAACUUGGGUGGAGAGGAUGAAAGCAAGAAAUAAAGAAGUGGUGUACGACAAGUUUAAAGAGAUUAGAAAAGUUUUCACAUUGACUUUAGAAAGGAAGGCUGAACUGAUUGCUGCUGUAGACCAAAGCAGUAGAUCCAAGCGUAAAUUAGCGGAGGAAUAUGGUAUAGCCCCCAGUACAUUGAGUGGUAUCAUGGUAAAUAGAAUCAAAAUCAUGGAAGCUUUCCACAAUCAGGCAUUUAGACCAGAAAGGAAGAAGUUUAGAAUGUCGUCAUUUGAAGACAUAGAAAAAGAGCUAUUACUUUGUGUACUUAAGUGGCAGUCUGCUAAUGAACCUUUCAAUGGACCUAAGUUGGUGGAGAAGGCCAAGGAGAUAGCUAAGGACCUAGAGGUCACAGAUUUUGUUGGUUCUAAUGGUUGGAUUGACAGAUUUAAAAAUAGACAUAACAUUAAAUUUAUACCUGGAUGUGAAGUGAAUAAAGGGUAUAAAGAGGACAGGAAAAUAACAACUUUAACACUUGAAAGGAAAGUUCAGCUAUUAGAAGAGGUGGAAAAGGGUGAAAGGUCAAAAAGACAAAUUGCUGAAGAAUUUGGAAUAGCACCUAGUACUUUAAGUGGCAUCAUUGUCAAUCGUGUUAGGAUAAUGGAAGCACAUAAUAGUAAUUGUUUUGGUCCAAGACGCAAGAAAUUCCGUAGAUCAAGAUUCCAAAAUGUGGAAGAAGACCUCCUGAAAUGGGUAGAAGAAACUAAAAAACGCAACUCAGCAAUAAAAAGCACCCAGCUUCUGGAUAAAGCAAAGGAAAUUGCAAAAGAGAAAGGAAUAGAAAAUUUUGCAGGCUCUCAUUCCUGGGUUGACAGAUUCAAAUCUAGAAAUUUAAAAACAUUUAAUUCUUCAGUAAAUGAUGAUGUAAGACCUGAUUAAUCAUGUUUAUGUAUCAAUUAUUUCUGAUGCAUUAGAAUUGACCAAUAUUCCAACAGAACCAUUUACUUUUGGAAAAAGUAAACUUGUAUCAUAUAG
Molecule: messenger RNA, 1559 nt
Organism: Mytilus trossulus (common blue mussel)
Lineage: Eukaryota; Metazoa; Mollusca; Bivalvia; Mytilida; Mytilidae
Exons: 3
Coding region: 54-1463 (469 amino acids)
Cellular component (GO): nucleus
Molecular function (GO): DNA binding
Source: RefSeq, a predicted model, not a curated record